This is a messenger RNA of Bipolaris sorokiniana ND90Pr, 1569 nucleotides long. RefSeq lists its product as uncharacterized. The transcript has 3 exons. Gene Ontology annotation, cellular component: cytoplasm. Gene Ontology annotation, molecular function: allantoinase activity. The coding region runs from base 1 to 1569 and encodes 522 amino acids. The record is from RefSeq and is a predicted model, not a curated record. Lineage: Eukaryota; Fungi; Ascomycota; Dothideomycetes; Pleosporales; Pleosporaceae. Gene Ontology annotation, biological process: purine nucleobase catabolic process.
AUGACUCCUCACGCAACGACACCUCCAUCCACUUCUCAGGCCCAGCCACUUCAUCCUAUCACUGUACUAGCCUCUUCAAGAGCUGUUGUUGGUGGUCGAAUCACAGAGGCUACCAUUAUUGUAUCGAACAAUACCGGCAAAAUCACGUCCAUCUUCCACUCAGUGCUUCCUCAAACGCACUUCCCUGAAGGCACACCAUACACAGACUACUCUCCACACAUCUUAUUGCCUGGACUUGUUGAUGCUCAUGUACAUCUCAACGAGCCCGGCCGAACAGAAUGGGAAGGUUUCUGGACUGGUACCCGAGCUGCAGCUUUUGGUGGAGUCACCACUGUCAUCGAUAUGCCACUAAAUGCUAUUCCACCCACGACUACGGUUGAAAAUCUCAAGAUCAAGUGUGAGGCGUCCCAAGGCAAAUGCUGGGUCGAUGUCGGCUUCUACGGAGGUAUCAUCCCAGGCAACUCGGGCGAUCUGAAAGCACUGGUUAAAGAAGGCGUUCGAGGAUUCAAGGGUUUCUUGUGCGAGAGUGGCGUUGAGGAAUUCCCUGCCGUAUCCUCACUCGACAUUGAGAAAGCACUUCUCGAACUAAAAGACUCAGCAACCACCCUUAUGUUCCACGCAGAAAUGAUUCCACCCAUCGCCGAUUCCGUAGGCGACGUAAUCCAAACCUCGGAGCCUCCUCUCGCCCCCAAAGGCGCUCUGACAUCCUACGAUACAUUCCUGCAAUCACGACCCCCCGCCUUCGAAACAUGCGCCGUAGCUGAGAUCCUCUCGCUAGCCCAUCUAGCCCCCGAACUACAACUCCACAUAGUGCACCUCUCCGCCAUCGAAGCCAUCCCUCUGCUCCGCAAGGCGCGUGCAGACGGCGUCAAAAUCACAGCAGAAACAUGUUUCCACUACCUCGCUCUCGCCGCCGAAGGCAUCAAGGAAGGAGACACAAGACAUAAGUGCUGUCCCCCCAUCCGCUCGCAAUCCAACCAAGAUGGCCUCUGGGAAGAACUCCUUCAAGACACCGCCGACGGCGUCAUUCAAACCGUAGUCUCGGACCACUCGCCUUGCACACCAGACAUUAAGCUCCUACCCGCACAUCUGGCGCCUGCAUCGUCGUCGACAGAAACGCCCAGCAACCUUGAAACCCAAGACUCGGUAGCUAAAGGCGACUUUUUCGGCGCGUGGGGCGGUAUUUCGAGUGUUGGCCUUGGUCUUCCUAUCUUAUGGACUGAAGGUACCAAGCGCUUUGAUAACAGUUCCUUCUCCAUUGAAGAUAUCGUACGUUGGUGCUGCAAGAAUACCGCCAAGCAGGUUGGGCUGGAGCAUAGCAAGGGAGAUAUCGGUGUGGGAUUUGAUGCGGAUAUCGUGGUGUUCGAUGAUGAGGCAGAAUUUAUGGUCGAACCUAGCACUAUGCUCUUCCGCAACAAAGUCUCGCCGUACGAGAAUAAGACGCUCAAGGGCGUGGUGCGCGAGACUUGGCUACGUGGUCAGCGUGUUUUCUCGCGCGCAGAAGGUUUCUCGGAGAAGAGUGGACCGUCGGGCAAGCUGUUGCUUGAGCCGAGGAAGAUGGGUGCGUAG